Clonostachys byssicola is the source of this 420-nucleotide messenger RNA. The record is from the annotation of a GenBank genome assembly. NCBI's taxonomy places the organism in Eukaryota, Fungi, Ascomycota, Sordariomycetes, Hypocreales, Bionectriaceae.
AUGAAGUUCUCAGCUCUUAUUCCUUUCUUUUUGCUUUCUACCGGCAUAGUAGCACGUCAAUCUACUGAUCCUGACGCGCUCAUUGCUAGGGGUGAGUAUCUUAUUGCCCGAGGAGAGCGCCUCAUUGCUCGAGCCAGCAGUAGCAAAACCAAAGACCCAAAGAAGGGUAAAAAGGAACCUCCUGCUGUUAAGUCAGGAUGGAUGGGCGGGCAAUGCAAUCCGGAUACGCAGAUAUGCUCAGUGAUUGGAGCAAAGACUGCUAGUCCAAGGCAUGGAAACCACAUUGUCGGCACGAGGCAAUGCAGCCCUACCUACUACUGCCCUCAAGACCCUAACUUCCGAGGUUGCCAGUUUGCGCCAACAAACCGAGCCGACCCUUACGCUCAGUGUGGUCUUCCAACAAAUACAGCAAGGAGAUGA